Messenger RNA from Oryctolagus cuniculus (rabbit), 723 nucleotides. RefSeq names its product nudix hydrolase 1 (gene NUDT1). The record is from RefSeq and is a predicted model, not a curated record. Lineage: Eukaryota; Metazoa; Chordata; Mammalia; Lagomorpha; Leporidae. Gene Ontology annotation, cellular component: cytoplasm. Gene Ontology annotation, biological process: DNA protection. Gene Ontology annotation, molecular function: 8-oxo-7,8-dihydroguanosine triphosphate pyrophosphatase activity.
UCCCGGCUCCCCGCGCACACGCGGCAGGCGCCCCACACGGGCGCCGCCAACCCCCUUACCCCGCCAUCGGCGCCUCGCUCCGCGCCCCCGGAAGCGCCGCGCCACUUCCGGCCGAGGCCCCGCCCCCCGGCGCAUUGGCACAGGACCCGGGGACCAUGGGCGCCACCAGGCUCUAUACCCUGGUGCUGGUCCUGCAGCCCCCACGCCUUCUCCUGGGCAUGAAGAAGCGCGGCUUCGGGGCCGGGCGCUGGAACGGCUUCGGAGGUAAAGUACAAGCCGGAGAGACCAUCGAGGCCGGGGCCAGGAGGGAGCUGCAGGAGGAGAGCGGGCUAACCGUGGACACGCUGCACAAGGUGGGCCACAUCGUGUUCGAGUUCGUGGGCAACCCCGAGCGGAUGGACGUGCACAUCUUCCGUACCGACUGUGUGCAGGGCACACCUGUGGAGAGCGAUGAAAUGCGCCCACAGUGGUUCCAGCUGGACCAGAUCCCCUUUGGCGACAUGUGGCCCGACGACAGGUACUGGCUGCCGCUCCUGCUGCAGGGCAGGAAGUUCCAGGGCCACUUCAAGUUCCAGGGCCAGGACACCAUCCUGGACUACACACUGCGAGAGGUGGACGUGCUCUAGCCGGAGGGCCGGAGCCGCCGGGCUCACGGAGCGCAGCUGACUUGUGCUGGACUGUCAUUGGACUGAAGGAAAAUAAAGGCUUUUUUUUUUUUUUUUU